Molecule: messenger RNA, 1125 nt
Organism: Umbelopsis ramanniana AG
Lineage: Eukaryota; Fungi; Mucoromycota; Umbelopsidomycetes; Umbelopsidales; Umbelopsidaceae
Exons: 1
Coding region: 44-763 (239 amino acids)
Source: RefSeq, a predicted model, not a curated record
UGCACAACUAAAUUGGCCGCAUCUCCUGUAAUGUUCAGUCCAAAUGGCAGUCAAUACGUCUAAUCCCUCGGAUCUGCGACAAUUAGUCGCUGACGGGUAUAAUGUCCUUGCCCAGCCCUACCUCGACUGGAGUAAGGGACCUGACGGAGGUGGCAACGGAGGAAAUGAUACGCCGCUAGAACGGCAUUUUGAUCAAUUUCUGUCUCUCUUGUCCUCAAAACGCGAUGAAACACAAGAAAUGCAAGUACUGGAGAUAGGCUGCGGCGCCGGCAUCCCAUGGACAUCAAGGGUAUCAAAAGCUUUGGCCGGAAAUCUGACGGCUACAGAUAUCUCACAUUCUCAGAUAGAGCUCGCAAAAACGCAUCUGUUACAGUGUGAUCCACCGCACUCCAAUGUCACUCUCCUUCUUCGCGACGCAAUGGAACUGCAGUUCGAUCCCAACCAGCUCGAUGCGGUUUAUGCUAUAUUCUCUCUAAUCCAUCUACCACAGCAGGACCAAAAGACGAUACUAAAAAGAAUUGCAACCUGGCUGAAACCGGACGGUUUGAUGUUUAUGAACUUUUCUGGUCAGCUUGAAAGUUCUGAUGAUGCAGAGGUUUGGCUGGAUGGAAAGACCAAAAUGUACUGGAGCUCAUUAGGAUUAUUGAGCUAUGAUCAAGCCCUAGAAGAGGUUGGAUUGAGUGUGAUUACUCGAGAUGUAGCGACUGUGGUCGAAGACGGGCGAGAAAUCCCAUUUGUAUUCUACAUUGUCAGGAAGAGAUAAACUGUUGUACUUGGAGGAAAGGCUAGAAAAUGUAUCGAGCACAACAACCUUGUGGCUUAAUGCCUCGAGUUAGUUGCAGGUAUAUUGUAGUAUGGCUACUUGAAAACAAACUUAUCAACAAUCCCCACUAGUGACGUUUAUAGGCACCAUUGGGUAAAAAUUAAGACACAUAUGCUUCAGUUGGUAUUUUACUCUUGUACUUAGCAAUUUACAGACAAUCUUCUAUCUAUGAUCUAAUACAUUUGUCCGUUACUGAUUGAACAAGUUGUCGAAAAUCUUCUUGACUUCAUCAUAAACUCCGUCGACAGAGUUUUCGCAUGAAAGCUGUAUAAGCAACCAUCAGCACAAGUGCACUACGUACC